AGAUUAUCUAAUAAUUCUUUAAAUUUCACUCUUUAAUGUGUUUUUAUCUUCGAACUACAAGGAUAAAAAAUGUCGACUACAAUUAAGAUAAUAUACUCAAUAUGUGAUUCCCCGCGUAAUAUGCUGUUUGCGCUACGACUGGUGGAUUGAUGCUUGCCCGAGAACUGGGCGCUUUUGUGUAUUUAGGAUUUUCAAAUUUAUUUCUUAAACUGUCUGAUGGUUCUUUCUGGCUCAAAAGAGUUUGUGGAUAUGCUUUUGGCUCGUGAAUUUCCCAGUGCUGAAGAUUAUGUAUUGGUAAUGAAUGGUUGUGAUGUGUGUGGACACACUUUUAUGGCGAACGGCUUUCGGAAACCUGUGUUGGUGCGAUCAAAGGAUGGUCUCAGAAUCAAAGUUCCACUGGAAAAAUUCACGCAUAGGGAUCUCACUAAAUUUAUUGAUCCUGCCACCGUGGUCGAUGUUAUUGACGUCCGUCAACAGAUGGAGAUACAGAUGCCGCUAUGGGACUUGGUUGAUCAGUUCUCUCAUGAUACUCGACCGGUGUUGUUAAAUAUGCUAAGUUUGGAGUUUUCGAGAACUAGGUAACAAACAUUGUUUCUACAUUUAAGCAGCUUAGCCAAGUUUGUUCAUCCACCACACGUCGUAUCCGAACUCAGUCUUGUUACGACCUGUUGGCCAGAUGAUGAUGUGGAUGAAAAUGAACUAUCUGACGAAGUAGCACCGACUGUUCAAAAAUACUGUCUUUUGAGCAUGGAGGGUAGUUACACCGACUUUCAUAUAGAUUUCGGUGGCUCGUCUGUUUGGUAUCAUGUAAUGUGGGGUGAGAAAGUAUUUUAUCUAAUGCCACCUACUCCUGAAUACCUUUCGGCUUAUUGGCAAUGGUGCAUGAAUGACAACCACAGAACAAUAUUUUUUCCCGAUUUCGUGGCAGACCUACUUAGGAAAGGUUCAUGUGACACAGGUGAACCUACAGUAUAUUACCUGCAUGUUUCACCUGGUCAAACAAUCUUCCUUCCAUCUGGCUGGAUUCACGCUGUUUAUACACCUUCCGAUUGUCUUGUCUUUGGAGGAAACUUUCUCAACGAAUUGCAUGUUCCUACGCAACUUCGAGUUUAUCGCAUGGAACAAAAGUGUGAAACACCGAUGAAGUUUUUAUUUCCUAAUUUUGAAAAAGUUCACUGGUUUUAUAGUCAACGUUUACUAGACAAGUUAACUAAUAGCUUAAUGAAUGGCGAAAAUCCAGCUACACAUGACUUAGAUGCGGCGGAAAGUCUAGUUAAAGUUUUGCCAGUAUGGUAUGCUAAAAGACGUUCGCUUCCACCAGAGGAAAGACGAUAUUUUCUUCCUAGUCAAAAUCAAUUAGAUAUACCAUGUGCAAAAUUAAUUGGAAGGCUGAAUGAAGUCUUAAGCUCAAUUUCACCGCGUUCUGUGAAACACUCAGGUUUUUCAGCGCAUUCUUUUCAAUCAGGGAUAUACUCUAAACAUUCCAAAUCAAAUGCACAACUAACAGCUGAACUGUCUCCUGUAGAUUCUAUGAAGCGUUUAACCUCUGAUUUAUCUAUGAAAAUUAAAUGGACAACUAAAGAUAAACAUGUUGGCGGUUUAGGUUGGAUACCAAAUAGGCAAACACAAUGUAAACGUUUAAGUGAGUCAAAACAUUCAGUAGGUGGUGAUAAAGAAGGAGAAGAAGAAGAAGGAGAGGGGCAUGUAAUUACUGAUGAUGAUGAAAUUCUUAAAGCACUUCCAGGCUUAAAGAAAAGUCGAUUAAUCGGUGAUCAUUAUUACUUAGCACUUAGUGAUUCAGAUGAUGAGGAUGAUAAUACUGUAGGACAACGAAAGGAAGGAUAUUCUUCUCAGUCAAAGUCCACUUCAUACCAAGUAGGUAAAAAACGAAAGACACGAGAUGAUGAUGACCCGACUUGGAGUAUGUCUAGUCCUACACGUCGUCGAUGUGGAACAGGUAGCUGGAAGUCAAAAGAUUCAGGUCCUAUUUUUCCAAAUCUAAAGACAGGCAAAACAUCACUGCAUCCUUUGCUAAGUGAAGCUGGUGCAUCUUCAUCAUCAUCAUCAUCAAGUUCGAGUACUUUGAAAAGAGCCGGAGGUGCUUCAGCAUCCCCUGCCUCUGUCGCCACUGUGAAGAAAUCACGAACUAAACAGACUACAACUGUCCGACAACGUUUAGCUAAGCGUUUAGGUAUUUAAUUCAAAUGUCAACCAAGAGUGUGUGUAUCAGCCGGUUGGACGGUGGGGGGCGGAUCUUAAACCCUUUUAUUGCUACUAUAAUAUUAUUACUAUUCACAGUCUAGUGAUUUUUCCUUUCAUGAUUGAUUACUUCCAUUUUAUGAUUAUCAUUAUCAUCAUCAUCACCACCUCAUAGCAUAGCAUAUAUUGUGUUUUUGAUGGAGACUAUUUUUAUUUUAUUUAAUAAUUUCUAUUUUUAUUCUUUCAAUAAAUGUAAUUUUAAUAAUUUAUUAUAUUAGGAAUAGUAUUGUUCUUAAUAUUCUUAUCUCAGUAUCUACUGUUGUUAUUACUAGUACUACUAUUUCUAUUAUUAAUAUUACUACUGGUUUUGUCAAUAAAUACGUGCAGCAUAUUUCUACACACAUGAUAGUGUCUAUUCUAAUAUUUUCUUAUCUCUCUCUUUUUCUCUCCCUCUCUAUGCUUAAGCAUAUUGAUGUCUUAAUAGUUAUAUAUUUUUUUGAAUUGUCUCCUUUUUUCUAAUUUAACAUGAGAAUGAUAACGAUAGGCAAUAAUAAAUAAUAUUAACAAUAUUUAUAAUCAUAAUGAUAAAGUUAUAGUUGUUUGUUUCCUCAUAAUAGGUUUUAUUUUUUGUUUUGACCACCUUUUUCAUUUUUACAAAAACAUUAUUUGCAUUUAGGUGUGUUUUGUUUUUCUCUGAUUUUUUCUGAUUGAUAAUAUCAAACCUUUUCGUGUGUAUCUGUGUGUGUGUGUACGUGUGUAUCACCGACUAGUUAACUUAUUCAAAGCCAAGUUUUUAUGUGUUUUUUUAUUUAUUUGAAUAUUUGUCUCAUUUCAUUCUAGAUCUUGUUUUGUUUGACUUUAUUUAUUAUUAUUAUCGAAAGAAUAACACCCAAUCUCUCUUCUCUCACAUAUCCUAUAACUCAUUUGAUGAUUGUGAACUGGUGAAGUAGUCGUGUGCUCUGAGAUGAUGUGCUGUUGUUGCAUGCAUGUAUGUGGGUUUUAUAAUCUUAUGAAGUUUAGGUAUUUAUUGAGUGUUAUAGUCUCUUUCGAUUUUAUGUUAUGUUUGUUAAACAUCAUUAUUCAUGCAUUUGUUUGUAUGUUUGUUUAAAAUAAAAGAAUUUUAUCCAAAUAAAUUAGUUUAUCUGUU
Molecule: messenger RNA, 3346 nt
Organism: Trichobilharzia regenti
Lineage: Eukaryota; Metazoa; Platyhelminthes; Trematoda; Strigeidida; Schistosomatidae
Source: the annotation of a GenBank genome assembly